Molecule: messenger RNA, 798 nt
Organism: Metarhizium brunneum ARSEF 3297
Lineage: Eukaryota; Fungi; Ascomycota; Sordariomycetes; Hypocreales; Clavicipitaceae
Gene: CNMT
Product: (S)-coclaurine N-methyltransferase
Source: RefSeq, a predicted model, not a curated record
AUGAACUACGGGAUUCGGAAACAGCUUCAGGAGCGGUUGAGAACAAUUGAAAGCAAGUCUCUCACCGACGCAUGCGAAACUAAGAUGUCAUAUAUCGAGAGGCUCAGGACUCGGCCAAUGGCUAUUGCCACAGACACGGCUAAUAAGCAACACUAUGAAGUUGGAACUGGUGUCCUAGCUGCGUGCCUUGGACCGCGAAUGAAAUACUCAUGCUGCCUGUACCCACAAGGUGAUGAAACACUCGCGCAAGCCGAGACUGCAAUGCUGAGGUCGUACAUUGACAAGGCAGACUUGAGAGACGGCAUGGAUAUCCUUGAUCUUGGAUGUGGCUGGGGCUCAGGAGCAUUAUAUUUCGCCGAGAUGCUGCCAAAUUCGAAUAUUGUCGCAUUUUCAAAUUCCAGAACGCAGAAACACUAUAUCGAAUCCGAGGCGGCACGUCGAAAUAUAACCAAUGUCAGAGUAAUCACUGGGGAUGUUGUGGACUAUGAAUUUGAACCCGAAAGCUUUGACCGAAUCGUAUCCAUUGAGCUUUUUGAGCAUAUGAAAAACUACGAGCUGCUCAUGGCCAAGAUCUCUCGGGCCUUGAGAGCCGGCGGAAAGCUUUUUGUGCAUAUAUUUGCGCAUCACACCACACCGUAUGAUUACGAAGACGGCUGGAUGACGACACAUUUUUUCACAGGCGGCACCAUGCCCUGUGUUGAUCUGCUGCUCUACUUUCAGAGGGACUUGUCCAUCAAAAGGCAGUGGUGGGUGAACGGGUCACAUUACUCAAAGACAUGCGAGGUGCGUUCCAAGUAA